GGAUUUAGAGGUUCACCCAUAAUUGCAGGGACAGACCAACCACUGUAAUUGCUGCACCUACUACUCGUGGAUUCUAUUUCUGCGUUGGUUCGAGUGAAGUCGCUUGAAUUCACGUCGUUGGUUUGUCGACCAAAGUUUUCUUCAAGAAAGAGGUGCUCCAGUUUUUGUGAUCCAUCGAGGAUGCGAUGGGUGGCUCGUUGGUCGACCGGCAAAUCCAUGGCCGGUCACCGUCCUCGUGCGUUCGGGAAUAGUAGUCGUCGUGGUAAAGUAAUCGGGUAGUUGCACCUUUUCAACUCGUCUUAUUCUUGUUAUUUGGGCAGUAGCAGGAAAAGGUCGCGCGUAUUGAUCGAGUUAUUUGGGCCGAGACAUAUGUGGGGAAUGGGUCCAUCAAUCCUUGUGGGAAAGGGAGAGGUUUUGACUUGGUUCGGGCACGGCCCAGUAGUUAAAGUUGAUCCUGUUGAUAAAACACGUAACGUGGAAAUCCAUCAAUUUUGAGCCAUCGCCUGGGGGCCGAUGCGGCUCGGUUCGGAUCCUUAUGACGGGGAUCUCCCUUGGGCGUUCCUCGAGCCCGCUGAGGUGGUCGGGUGCGAUGGUCCGAUCGGGACGGGGUCGUCGUUUCCUCCGGGCAGGAACUCUUCGUCUGCACGUCCAACGGGGACCUUCGGCUUCGCACCUACACAAAGGUCGAGCCAGGGUGCUCAGCCCGACCCCUCCGACGAUCAAGUCAGAUGAUGUGACUGGGGUUUCAGAUGAAGAAGUCUUUUUUUUGUGUAUGUUUCUCCCUCUCCCUCUCGUUCAGAAUGCGAGGGUAUUUAUAGGAAAGCUUACUGUUUCCUGAUGUGCCCGCUUGCAGGGGGCAGGCUGGUAGCGUCUGACACUGGUGUUGGCGUGGCGUGAAGAACCGAGCCUGAGCAAGCGUUCUGGUCCGUUUGACCAGGUGUUGUCGCGUCGAUCGAGGCGUGAGGCGUUAUCUGACGUCAGUCGAGUCUUAUCAUAAUUACUAUCCUCAUCAUAUUCCCCCCCGGAAAGAAGCUAUGCAUCGGUCGUUGUAACGGGAGUCCGAGGCAUGGCUUCAGCUUUCAAGCGGGCUGGCCGCGCAGGUGUGCCUCGAGGAGCAUGGGGCCGACAAGCACAAUGCAGGCGGGCUAGCCGCGCAGGUGUGUCUCGGGAGGCAUGGAGCCGAGGAGCACGACGCAGGCGGGCUGGCCGCGCAGGUGUGUCCGGGGGAGCAUGGGGCCGAGGAGCACGACGUAGGCGGGCUGACCGUGCAGGUGUGUCUCGGGAGGCAUGGAGCCGAGGAGCACGACGCAGGCGGGCUGGCCACGCAGGUGUGUCCAGGGGAGCAUGGGGCCGAGGAGCACGACGCAGGCGGGCUGCGGCCGAGGGAUGCGGCUUAGGCAGGGAGGCCGCCCUAAGGGGAACUCGGCAGUCUACGGCCGAGAGAUACAACUCAGGCGGGGAGGCUGCCCUGAGGGGAACUCGAUGGUCUACGGUUGAGAGAUACAGCUCAAGCGGGGAGGCCGCCCUGAGGGGGGGGCUCGGCAGUCUACGGUCGAGGGACAUGGCUCAGGCGAGCAGGCCGCGCUGAGGUGUACUCGGCUAGACUGCGGCCGAGCCGUGUAGAUACCGAAGGGGGUUAGGUUGGAGCUAACGGCGAACCAGGAGGCAGUUAGGUAGAUACUGAGCCUUUGCUCGGAAGACACUGAGGCAGGGCCUAAAUUCCUUUUACGAGGACUACCUCGGAUAGCCACCGCGGGUGCUUGACUUCUUCUAUGGAGACUACUACCAGAAGUUGUCCCUUCUCCUCACGGCCGCCCAGGCCUCCGCCGCGAUGUACCGGUUAGCUCGCUGGAGCAUCUCUGGCACCGUGGUGGGAGGUCGCUCCACGAGGGACCAGAGGAAUCCGGAAGGUCGCAGGCCUAUCAUAAACGUCUGCACUAACAGAGAGAGGUGAGUGUCCGGUAAGCCCCAGAUUUGCAUGGCAAAGCAAUCCACAAAAUGUGAGAGGGGCUCGUCCUCCCUCUGGUUGAGUUCGAGGAGAAGCGUCGCGGAAGGCUUCGGCCGUGCAUAGGCCAUGAAGUGGAGGUCGAAGUCCUUGACGAGCUGGUCGAAGGAUGCGAUCGUUCCGUCAUACCACGCGUGGGUCGGCCCUCUCAGAGUGGUGGGAAACGCCCUGCACAUCAAAGCGUCAGAGGUUCCAUACAACGCCAUUUGGGCGCGAAAAGCGGCUACAUGGUCCGCGAGGUCGGUUGCGUCGUCAUAUGCAUCCAAGGAGGGGAGCCGGAAGUCCGGGGGGACUGUCUGAUCCCGUAUCUCGGGCGUGAAGGGAGAUCCCUGGUGUGCGUCCUCCCCGAGCUCUCCCUUGGACCUAUGAAGCUCAUCCUGCACCUCGUCAAGUCGUUGGCUGAUGAAGCGCAAUUGGGCCCGUGGGGAGUCCGAAGAGAAUGUCUUGGGUUCCGGACGACCGCUCGGGUUUUUCAUCGCUCGAUCCUCGAGUGGGGCCGGUCGAACCCGAGGCGAAGUAGGGAAUUCCGGAAGUGUCGUGUGGGCCCGAACGGGCGCCUCGUGUUGUCGUAGUGGUUGGAUCACAGGCGGAUGCGCCGAAUGAGAGACGAGCGGGAUAAUGGUUUGCACCAUACCCAUCAGAGCUCGGACUUGAAGGACGAGGUCCUGAAAGUCCUCGGAUGAUACGAGCGACAGGUCGACGGGGGCAUCGCCGGGCGACGACAAGCCCGGGUUGUUGAAUAUUUGCCAAUAUCAUUUUGAGGUCGUGGUAGGGUGUUCGUCACGAUGAUCUCCGUGCGGGGGAUGUUCCCCUGAGGCUCCAAUCGGGUGCGACCUCUUAGCCGCGGGCUCAUCUGAGCUGCUCGGGUGAUCACCCAAUAUUCCGGGCCCUCCUUCUAGCGCCAAUUUGUUGUGGGAAACAACCUUGAGCCAUGGCCUCGGGGCUAACGCGACUCAGUUCAGGUCCGGACGACGGGGAUCUCCCUGGGGCGUUCCUCGAGCCCGCUGAGGUGGUCGGGUGCGAUGGUCCGAUCGGGACGGGGUCGCUGUUUCCUCCAGGCAGGAACUCCUCGCCUGCGUGUCUGGCAGGGAUUUUCGGCUUUCACAAAGGUCAGGCCGGGGUACUCGGCCCGACCCCUUCGACGAUCAAGUCAGAUGAUGUGAAGGAGGUUUUAUGUGAAGAAGUCUUUUUUUUGUGUAUGUUUCUCCCUCUCCCUCUCAUUCAGAAUGCGAGGGUAUUUAUAAGAAAGCUUACUGUUUCCUGAUAUGCUCGCUUGCAUGAGGCAGGCUGGUAACGUCUGAUAUUGGUGUUGGCGUGGCGUGAAGAACCGAGCCUGAGUAGGCGUUAAUGCUCCUCAGCCGACGUUCUAGUCCAUUUGACUAUGUGUUGUCGCGUGAUCGAGACGUGAGGCGUCAUCUGACGUAAGCUGAGUCUUGUCAUAAUUAGUAUCCUCAUCGGAUUCCCAAUCUCCCGUCAAAACAAAAAAAUCUAAUUAAUUAAUUAAUCGUCCAAUUAAAAAUUGAUUACAUGAUAUGUACGUCGUGAAAGGACUCUAAUCUUGUAGGGCCAAUCGCUGAGAUCUUUUAUCUGCUCGACACCGAUGUCCGAGAGAUUGGACCCAUGUUGGAUUCAAAUCUCCAACGUGUGGACAACUAAUAUCUAACUUAUCGACGUUAAUCUCUUAAUUCUUGCGAGCCACCCGCUGAGCCGUGACGUUCGGUGCAGUCCGUAACUUCACGCAUCCGAAGAAAAGGCUUUAGCGUGACUUAGGCGAUGUAUUUUGGGUGGAUGGAGUGUGAACCAUAGCCUACUUGUCUUGCAAACUUUCCCUCGGUGGACGUCCACGUUGGCAGUCGCAAUAGUCUCUUCAUCUGAUUCGGCUGUAGCGUUCGUCGUUUGUGUGGUGGAUGGGUCGGAACGCCAUCAACUCCCUCACCCACCUUUUCUCGAAGAGACAUCUCAUCAUCUGUUUACAGUGCUCGACAUAAUGACAGUCGCGUCGGCUCUUCCCUCAGCCACCCACCGCACGACGUGACUGCCUCUCCAUCCUCGCGUCGUCCGGUGAGUUCGACUGUACGAAGGCCGCUGUUACAGCCAGCGACAGGCCACGCACCACUCCGGCGAACGGGCAUGUCAGGAGCUCAAGCCCACUCCUCCCAUUGGCCUCGUCUUCCGUGGACCCCGCCCAGCGUGAGGCCGAGGCCCACCUGUCUUGCCCGGGUGUGGGGUCCACGAGGAUUCGUCUCACGUUAUAUUUAGAUUCGGCGACAGCGGUGUCUGGGAUUUCAUGUGCGGCCUCGGGGCGGACAGGAAACAGGCUUCUUCUCGGACGAGCAGUGUGGACCCCUCGACUGAGAGGCGGAGAGAAGCAAGGACGAGGAGGGAGGGGGCUGUGAUGUGGAACGAAAACCGCGUCAGAGCAACCUAAAGAAGGUUAAAGAGGAAGGAAUGGGCGUUGGUCUCCGUCCCGUCCACUCGACCAAAAACGCCCUCCUCCCCUUCUCCCACUCUCCUUCCGUCUCCCCCCUUAUUCCUGGGCAGAGAACAUAAAAUAUGUGAAAGAAACGACUUACAAGACAGAGGCGAAUAAAAAGAAAGAAAGCCACCCGUGAAUCUCUGUUAGCAUCUAUAUGAUCCAUCGACGACGACAGCGACGAUUCGGAAGGUGGAGAUCUGGAGGGGGAGGAGGAGGAGGAGGAGGAGAGGGUAAAGAAGAGGAAGGAGAGACAAGAUGAUGGGAGAUGGCGGGGUAAAGCAGAUCCUGGCCAAGCCGAUUCAGCUGGCGGACCAGGUGAGUAAAUGGGCGGACGACGCCCACUCGUUCAAGCAGGACUGCGCGGAGCUGAAGGCCAAAACGGAGCGCCUGGCGGGGCUGCUGCGGCAGGCCGCUCGCGCGGAUCUCUACGAACGCCCCACCCGCCGCAUCAUGGACGACACGGAGCAGGUCCUGGACAAGGCCCUCGCCCUCGUCGAGAAGUGCCGCGCCCAUGGCCUUGUCCGCCGCCUCUUCACCAUCAUCCCCGCCACCGCGUUCAAGAAGAUGUCCACCCAGCUCGACAACUCCAUCGGCGACGUCUCCUGGCUCAUCCGCGUCUCCUCCUCCUCUGGCUCCGACGACGGCGACUUCGACACCCACCUCGGCCUCCCCCCCAUCGCCCAGAACGAGCCCAUCCUCUUCCUCAUCUGGGAGCAGAUCGCCACCAUGCACACCGGCUCCCUCGACACCCGCGCCGACGCCGCCGCCAGCCUCGUCUCCCUCGCCCGCGACAAUGAUCGCUACGGCAAGCUCAUCAUAGAGGAGGACGGCGUUGGCCCCCUCCUCCGCCUCGUCAAGGAGGGCCGCCCCGAGGGCCAGGAGAGCGCCGCCCACGCCAUCGGCCUCCUCGCCCGCGACCCCGAGAGCGUCGAGCAGAUGGUCCUCGCCGGCGUCUGCUCCGUCUUCUCCAAGGUCCUCAAGGACGGCCCCAUGAAGGUCCAGGCCAUGGUCGCCUGGGCCGUCGCCGAGCUCGCCGCCAGCCACCCCAAGUGCCAGGACGUCUUCGCCCAGAACCACGUCGUCCGCCUCCUCGUCAGCCACCUCGCCUUCGAGACCGUCCAGGAGCACAGCAAGUACACCGUCCCCUCCAAGGGCAUCUCCAUCCACUCCGUCGUCUUGGCCAACAACAGCACCAACACGACCGUCAACGCCGCUGCGGCGAUGGCCCUCGACAACGGCGCCGAGCAGCCCCUGGUCAAGCAUCCGAACACGAUCACAGACCAGAACGCCAGCAAGAACCAGAUGCACUCCGUGAUCGAGUCCACUAUGGCCGCCAAAUCCAGUAAAACCCCGGCCAACACCAAAGGCCACACGAACCCCCACGUCGCCGGUAGCAACGGCAAGCAGCAAAAGGUGCCUCUCUCCGGAGCCAGCAUCAAGGGGCGGGAGUUCGAGGACCCGGCCACCAAAGCCUACAUGAAAUCCAUGGCCGCGAAGGCCCUGUGGCAGCUCGCCAAGGGCAAUCCCUCCGUCUGCAAUAGCAUCACCGAGUCCCGGGCCCUCCUCUGCUUCGCGGUGCUCCUCGAGAAAGGGGCGGAAGAGGUCCAGUACUAUUCCGCCAUGGCCCUGAUGGACAUCGCGCGCGUGGCGGAGCAGCAUUCGGAUCUCAGGCGGUCCGCGUUCAAGCCGAGUUCGCCGGCGGCGCGGGCGGUGGUCGACCAGCUUCUGAGGAUCGUAGAGAAGGCCGACUACGACGACCUCCUCGUCCCCUGCAUCGUCGCAUUAGGCAGCUUGUCGAGGACCUUCCGGGCGACGGAGACCCGGAUCAUAGCGCCGCUGGUUCGGUUGCUCGACGAGAGGGAAGCCAUCGUGUCCAAAGAGGCCGCGAUCGCCCUGACCAAGUUCGCCUGCACCGACAACUACCUCCACCUCGAUCACUCCAAGGCCAUCAUCAAUGCGGGAGGGGCGAAAGACCUGGUUCAGCUGGUGUAUUUUGGCGAACAGGCAGUGCAGGUGGCGGCAUUGAUCCUGCUGUGCUACAUCGCGCUGCAUGUGCCCGACAGCGAGGCGCUGGCCCAGGCCGAGGUCCUCACCGUGCUCGAGUGGUCUUCCAAGCAGGGGUACAUGGUUCAGGACCCGACCGUGGACACCUUGUUGCCGGAGGCAAAGGUGAGGCUGGAGCUGUACCAGUCGAGGAGUCGCAGAGGGUACCACUGAGAGUCCUCCACCACCCCCCCCCCUCCCCCACCCCAAAGAGCACACCCCUUUCCGAGUCUCCGAUUGCCAGGAAUGUACAUACAUACAUACAUACAUACAUACUUCUCCUUCCGUAUGCAUCCUUAAAAAGGUUACGUUGCACGCCCAAAACACCAUUUUGUUCGUCUGAUUUGUGGAACGCGCGUGCUUGCUGAAUUCAUGAUGGCUUAAGUCUGGGAAAUUUUGGUA
Musa acuminata AAA Group (dessert banana) is the source of this 6926-nucleotide messenger RNA. RefSeq lists its product as uncharacterized. The transcript has a single exon. Gene Ontology annotation, biological process: cell surface receptor signaling pathway. The record is from RefSeq and is a predicted model, not a curated record. Gene Ontology annotation, molecular function: protein binding. NCBI's taxonomy places the organism in Eukaryota, Viridiplantae, Streptophyta, Magnoliopsida, Zingiberales, Musaceae. Bases 4737 to 6698 code for a protein of 653 amino acids.